Molecule: messenger RNA, 688 nt
Organism: Protobothrops mucrosquamatus (brown spotted pit viper)
Lineage: Eukaryota; Metazoa; Chordata; Lepidosauria; Squamata; Viperidae
Product: nuclear receptor corepressor 2-like
Exons: 4
Biological process (GO): negative regulation of transcription by RNA polymerase II
Molecular function (GO): transcription corepressor activity
Source: RefSeq, a predicted model, not a curated record
CUGCCUAUUACUUGCCGAGGCACCUUGCUCCUGGUCCUACGUACCCCCAUCUCUACCCGCCCUACCUCAUCCGUGGCUACCCGGACACUGCCGCCAUGGAGAACAGACAGACCAUCAUCAACGACUACAUCACCUCCCAACAGAUGCACCACAACGCUGCCACUGCUACUACCAUGGCGCAGAGAGUUGAUCUCCUCCGUGGCUUGUCUCCACGAGAGCCUUCCAUGGCUCUCAACUAUGCAGCAGGGAUAAUUGACCUGUCUCAAGUACCACACCUCCCUGUGCUCGUGCCCCCCACCCCGGGCGCCUCUGCAGCCUCCAUGGACCGGAUCACCUACAUGCACAGCGCUGCCCAGCCUUUUAGCGGCCGACACAGUAGCUCACCCCUGUCUCCAGGUACCCCUGCACAUUUACCCAAGACGGGACCCCCGGUUUCCGAACGGGAGCAAGAACGGGACCGUGAAAAGGAACGCAAGAAAUCGGUUGUGACCAGCACAGCCACGGUGGAGCACGCGCCCAUCUGGAGGCCAGGCACCGAGCACAGCAGCGGCCGUACAUCCGCACACUCUCACAAACACUCCCCGGUUUCCCCUCGCGCACAGGAGAACGUUCAGCAGCGGCCCAGUGUGUUACACAACACCAACAUGAAGAUCAUCUCCCCAGAAGGCCUCACUUCCUCCGUCUUGCG